Molecule: messenger RNA, 3813 nt
Organism: Apus apus (common swift)
Lineage: Eukaryota; Metazoa; Chordata; Aves; Apodiformes; Apodidae
Gene: ANKS4B
Product: ankyrin repeat and sterile alpha motif domain containing 4B
Exons: 2
Coding region: 60-1301 (413 amino acids)
Biological process (GO): brush border assembly
Molecular function (GO): protein binding
Source: RefSeq, a predicted model, not a curated record
GUGACUGUGCAGUCUGGAUAUCAUUCAGAGCUGCUUUGGGAAACGAGAAGUUACAGAAAAUGCCCAGCAGGUAUCACAAAGCAGCAGCCGACGGCAAUUUGGACCUCUUGAAAGAAGCCACUAGGAAAGACCUCAAUACUUCAGAUGAAGAUGGGAUGACACCCACCCUUCUGGCAGCAUACCAUGGGUAUCUGGAAGCUCUGGAAGUCAUAUGUCGGAGGGGAGGUGAUCCUGACAAAUGUGACAUAUGGGGGAACACACCUCUCCACCACGCUGCUUGCAACGGUCACAUCCAUUGUGUUUCUUUUUUGAUCAACUUUGGUGCUAACAUCUUUGCCCUGGACAAUGACCUCUGCACACCCCUGGAGGCGGCUGCCAGCAGAGACCGCAACGAAUGUGUCAGAAUCCUGGACAAAGCUGCCACUGAGCAGAACAUCCUGAAUCCAAAGAGGGUCUCCAAACUGAAAGCACAGGCCCAGAGGAAUGCAGAGAAACAAAUCAAGGAAUGUGAGAAGCGCCAAGAGAAACACCAGCAUGAAAUGAACCGGAAUUACAUUAAAGAAAAGAUUGGCACAGUAAAUUCUUCCAGAGGGACACACUCCAGAGUAAAGCUACCUAGUCGUCUCUUUGCUUCAAAUACAAAAAGUUCUUUCUCCAAAAAUCUCAAAGAUACCUUGAAACUGAAGGCAAAAAUGAUGGGUGACAGCACGAGAAGUCAGGGAACACAAAGCAAUAACCAAGAGGAUGGUAUGGCUAGGAGAACUGUGAUGCAUUUGUUUGAUGAGAAAGAGGAGGAUGAAUUACCGAAUGACCUUGGAGAGAAGAACUUCUCUGACAAUGACAGUCAGCUCUCCAUUUUUAAGCGGCCAGGACUCGGCAAGAUUGUAUUUGGAAGGAAUCUGGCUGCAGAUGUAAAUCCUGAAAGCAUGUCUUCUGAGAAAGAAAGUAUAAGCUUUAAAACGUCCAAUGAGCUCUUUCUGUAUGAAAAUGCUGAGAACGGUAGGGAAGAUAAUGCCGAAAAUGGUGCUGAUAUCCCUUGGCAAGAGGAAGAAGUCAUUUGGGAUGAUGAGGAAGCAGAGAACACACCCCUUGAGGUAUUUCUGGCAUCACAGAUGCUGGAUGAGUUUCUUCCAGCCUUCAUGAGGGAAAAAAUUGAUUUGGAUGCCCUGAUGUUAUGUUCUGAUGAAGAUCUACAAAGCAUUCAGAUAGAGCUUGGGCCCAGAAAAAAAGUCCUGAAUGCUGUGAAUAAAAGACACCAAGCACUCAAGAACCCUGGAAAGAUUGUAGAUACUGUCUUAUAAAUUAAUGUAUCUGUUGCUGUAACCUGCACACUGAUUCAUUAUCUUUUCCUCUUCCCAAAAAGCAUGGAAUUCUUUUCAGACAUCUACUAAAAUAAAAGGCAAAGAGGCUACAAAUUACUUUAGAAAGUACAGCAAGGACAAAGAUUUUUCUGUCUGGCUGUGGUACACAGGGUAUUAAGUCAAGCAUAUUCUGCCAAAAAGAAAAAAUGUGAAGGUAAAAAAACCAAAAGCUCUAGAUAUAAAGAUUUACUCUCUGAACUGUUAUAGGGAUUGGAUUUAUUUUGGUCUGAGUAACUUCAAGUAUUAGUGAAGGCCAGCCACACUACAUUCCUUAAAAAAGCCCUUUCUUUCUUCUUCAAAACCACAAUGUAAAGAGCAUUCCCAAAGUGUGAGAGCUUUGAGUUUUCUCCCUUUGCUUCUGUUAGAUUGCUACAAACUGCCCUUCCUGGUACUGAUGAUAUGUUAGAAAUAGCACCUGAACCUUGAUUUCAGCGGUGGUUUAUUGACUCUAAUAGCCUCUGAAUCAAUGUAGAUAAGACUAAUUUACAGCAAAUUUUGUGUUCCUGUCAGUAAAGAGCUUUGCUGUUGUAUUGGUAUUAAUUUAAAAAUACAUGAAGUACCUUGCCAGGAGAUGUUUUGUGUAAGCUGUACAAUUUUUUUAUCUCAGUAGACUGGAUACAGUUGCCAGCACCCAUCAUGUCCUAAAUGGCACUAAAAUCACGGUACUUUCAAUUAGAAGAAGCUGAGAUUAUAUUUUCAGGAUUUUUUGUCUGUUUUGGUAUAUACUCAGCUUGGUUUUGAUAGGGUGCACUUGGCAUGUGAACUCCUAGAAACCAGGACUCUAAUCCUACAGCAUUUUCUGUUGGCUGUUGUCAGCCUUAGCCUGAAAACUGCGUGUAACUGGGUACACACACACCCCCAGCUCAUGAAAAGUGAAAGUGAGACAGUGCUUCUGUGGAGUUCCUGUUCUUUGAAGUCUAUCUGGAGGCAUUCACAGCAGAGUUCAUUUCUCACAGGCCUGUUCCUUUGAGAUGCCAGCAGUAUCUGGUAUGAAUUAGUCACUCCAGUUGAGUUUUGUUCAUCUAAUAAGGUUUUUGUAGCAACCAUGUUCUAGCAAAGUUCAUCAGAUUUUAGAGGCUCAAUUAUUAGCAGGACUUUUAUCUUUAAAUCUCUUUUUAUAGCUUUUCAUUAGUCAGGUAUUCUUUUUUUCCUUAGGGGUACACCACAUUCGUGGACACUAAUCCUAGUUAAUGAUCUUUUUUUUUAUCUUCCUUCUUUCCACUCUUCUUGUUACUUCAAUUUGUAUAUUAUAAUUCCUUUCCUUAGGUGGACUUUAUACUGCAUUCUUUCAUCCUCAGACUUCAGCAGGUCAAUAUUUUCUUCUAUUAAGCAGUCUCAAAGUCCUGUUCUGUGCAGCCUUCACUGCUGUGCUCAGCACAGUAAUUCAACCAGACAGCACUCCCCCAGGCUCUGGGGGCUCGGCUGUUUUCAUUUUGUCUAAGAAAGUCACACAUUUUUAACAAAGCAAGAUGGAAAUUAUAAAUAUUUUAAGGCAUAUGAUUUUGAAGUGUCAAAUCCUAUCAUUCUUAGUCACAUAACUGAUGUAAAAAUGUAAGGCAUUCUCCACCCUUGAGAUGCAGCAAGCCAAGCCUCAUCACUCUCUGCAUCUUCCCCUCCCUGCAGCUGCAGUGGCUGAAUUCUACCAUCCUGACAUAAAAGGUUGAGACUGAGGCCUGUGCUGCUCUGAUGACUUCUCUGAAGUGCAAAGUGGUGAGCAUAAUGUACCUUUCAUGGGCAGAUCUUAAAUAACUGGGUCAGAUACAUUUAUGCAGGGAAAUGCUUAAAAAAAUUUGCCAGUGCCUGUCACUGAUGGAAGCCAAAUGUAGAUAGGAGAGAAGGGACCUGGAGAAAUUGCACAUUAGGGGUAUCUCUAAAUUGCACUGGAAAUCUACAUCUUUGCAUACUCAUCUGUCAAUCUGCCUGACUGCUGUGGCCUCUGACAACCAGAGAUAAUGGCAGAUGCUAUUGGCACAGAAAUGGACUGACUCCAUUGUCACAAUCAUCCAAUGUGUUUAGGUACAUUCUUAGGUAUCCACAGUAACUCUACAAAGCUAGCAGAAGCAGCACAAGAUCUGCAAGAGGCCCUGGUCCUUCUGGAACUGCAUCUAGAGACUGAGUAAGAAGCCUCAGAGCAUCCCAUAUGACACUUAUCUUCAAGCAACUGAAUCAAUCCCAGUAUAUAUACCCUUUUAAAAUAAAUAGUGCAAUAGUGCAAAAUAAAAUAGAAAGUGCAAUACUGCUACUCCUUUCCUUCCAGGGUCAUUCUGGAAAUUAGCCUCUGGUGUACAGCAGCCAAGUGGAAAAAUUGGGGGAAAAAAUUAAAAGAAACAUUCACAUUUAAUUUCUUUUCCACUCAUCUGCUUUGCUAUUUUCCAUUUUUUUUUCACCAAUCCCUUUCUUUCCUUUAUAUUUGGAAGUAUUUAAAUUAAUAAAUUGCAGAUUUGACUCCUUA